ACUACGGUGGCUCAACAAACCCGACAGAAAAGUUCAAAGCUACAAAGUAGCUCUCAAAAAUGAAAGUAAAAUAGGGGUAACAAUUGAUCCUCUACCCGUGAUCUACCAAAUAAAUCCAAGAUGAUGUGCAGGGGAUUUUACAGGGGGUUGCGUUACAAGGCUCAAGCCGGCGGGACCCAUCCCCCCUGGAAUGGGAACGGCAGCCAGCAAAGCAUAAGACAGGAAGAUAACAUCAGGAUCGGUUUUGGAGCAGCGUACUUGAACACCGAGUGCUCACCGACAGAAAAUAGGUCAGCGCACUUGUUAAACCAAAGUGGAACCUUUGACAGCCUUAUAAGACCACUACAAUGGAAAUGGGACGGUUGGAGAAGCAUUAUACAGAAGAAGCGCUGGGAGUCAUCCAAUGGCAAAGAUAAAAACCAUACAUCACAGGAUGCGCUGGAAUGGGGUACAGCUCUUAUGUUUAGCCUUCAUCUGUGCCGAGCAGUAACGGCAGCAACACUACCGGAUGAUAGCAGUGAUGGGAAAAAGAAACUCCUACAUGCACUUGCAGAUAAACUUCCUACCAUACUGUCAAAACCGGCUAGGACCUUGAGCUUAGUGAGUCAACAGAACAAAGAGAAAGCGGUCAAGGUUGAGACUCCACAAAAAGAGGUUCCCGAAUCAGCUGCUGUAUCAGCUUUUGAUACUGCCAUGGCCAAGCUCCUAGCCGUUACUGAUGAUAGUAUUGGCCAAGCCCACAAUUACCUUGGAGUGCAACAAGCACAAGAGGGCCACCUUGAGAAAGCUGUCCAGCACUUCACUCAGGGUAGUCAAGUGGGAUUCAGCAAGGCUACAUUUAACCUGGCCGUCUGCUAUGAGCAGGGUAGAGGGGUGGAUCAAGAGCUUGAAAAGGCUGCUGAUCUGUACCAGAAGGCUGCAAUGCAGGGUCAUCCUAGAGCAAACUAUAACCUGGGAGUUUUCCAUCUGAAUGGUAUCGGUGGAGUCAAACAGGACGUCACCUUAGCCAUGAAGUUUAUUCACUCUGCAGCGGCAGCGGGAAUCAAACAGGCAAACAGUUACUUAGGUAUCCACUUCCUGAACAGUACAAGUGAUAAAGAUGUGGGAAAAGCAGCUUCAUUUCUACAGAAAGCUGUGAAAAAACAAGACACGGAGGCUCAGUACCACCUGGGUCUUUGCUAUGAACAUGGUUGGGGUGUUCCUAUGAAUACUGCCAUGGCAGCAUCCCUAUAUCACAAAGCAGCUCAGAGCAGCCACCCAGUGGCUCUACAUAGUCUGGCAAGAUUCCAUGAAAUGGGCUUAGGAGGUUUACCAACGAAUAGAGAACAAGCGUUGGAACUUUAUGAACAAGCCAGCCAAGGAGGCCAUCAACCAGCUUCAGAAUAUAUACAGAAACUCAAAUGCACUAGAUCCAUUUCCAACACCCAAAUAUCAAAUGUCAACACUGAUAUAGAAUACAAGACAAAAUCUUUAACGCACAAUGACACUCUAAAUGUAUCAAAAACCACUGAACUAACAAAUUCAGAGUUUAGUAGUAAAACUCUUCACAUGUCCGUAUCAGCACCAAGCCUUCAACGGUCAGACCAAGCAACAGAUGUUCACAACUUGGAAGAUCAGCAACUGAACUACAAGAACAAGACGUUUUCCAUAUCCAAUCUGAACCUUCUCCUCCCAUACUACUUCAAUCUGCCCUCCAGAGUUUCCUUGAAAGUACCAAGUGAAGGUCAGAGUUCACAGGUCAUGUUUCAGGUCGGAGGUGAUGAUGAGAAGUCAAGUGAGGAUAGUAGACUUGAUGAUGGAGCAUUCAGCAUUGCAGGGAAGGGAUUUCGUGGAUCUCCUCUACUACAGACAGUGUCAUGAGUUUUUUAUGAAAUAAAACACAACGUAUACACAUGUAUGAGGCGCUUAAUACGGUUGUUUCUCACCUUACAUUCAGUAUUUUCCUUCAAGGUAUGUGGGACUACGUUUGAGUUAUUAUGAGACCUACUCCUUUUACAUAG
Messenger RNA from Asterias rubens (European starfish), 2000 nucleotides. RefSeq lists its product as uncharacterized. Lineage: Eukaryota; Metazoa; Echinodermata; Asteroidea; Forcipulatida; Asteriidae. The coding region runs from base 121 to 1860 and encodes 579 amino acids. Gene Ontology annotation, molecular function: protein binding. The record is from RefSeq and is a predicted model, not a curated record. The transcript is spliced from 9 exons.